Guillardia theta CCMP2712 is the source of this 270-nucleotide messenger RNA. RefSeq lists its product as hypothetical. The transcript is spliced from 2 exons. The record is from RefSeq and is a predicted model, not a curated record. Lineage: Eukaryota; Cryptophyceae; Pyrenomonadales; Geminigeraceae. Bases 1 to 270 code for a protein of 89 amino acids.
AUGGCUCGCCCUCACCAGCGUCUUGAACAUGAAGCCAUGCUGGACGAGCCCGAGCUUCGAGAGCUCUUCGUUGAGGGUAGAAACCUUCGCUCGGAGCUGACUAGCAUGAAAUCCAUCCGUGCCGAUAGGCAGGCCGCCAAGUGUAAUCCCGCCAGUGAUAUGGAGGAACAGGGGGUGGAUACUGUGGCAGAAAAAUACGCUGGAGGGGACAUCGCCCUGACAGACGCCCGAGAGUCGAAGGUCAGCAGAGUCUCGAUAGUAGCUGGAUAG